Molecule: messenger RNA, 1236 nt
Organism: Alternaria burnsii
Lineage: Eukaryota; Fungi; Ascomycota; Dothideomycetes; Pleosporales; Pleosporaceae
Product: g1 s-specific cyclin cln2
Exons: 1
Coding region: 1-1236 (411 amino acids)
Biological process (GO): mitotic cell cycle phase transition; regulation of cyclin-dependent protein serine/threonine kinase activity
Cellular component (GO): nucleus; cytoplasm; centrosome
Molecular function (GO): cyclin-dependent protein serine/threonine kinase regulator activity
Source: RefSeq, a predicted model, not a curated record
AUGGCGUACCACCAGCAACCGCAACAAUCCCGCUACGGCCAGUGCGAUUCGUACUUUGUCGAGUCUCAUGAUGAUGGCAUCUAUGCCAUGCGAGCAGAGGCCAGAGAACGCCAUCGCGCUGUUUCCAAGAUGCAACAACGAGCAAUCGCUGAGGAACUCUCAAGGCAGACCGCCGAUGAAUACCAAGAAGACAUUAUGCAACACAUGAUCCACAUGGAGUCACAGACUCUACCUGACGUCAACUCAAUCGACAUCCAGACAGAGAUCCAGUGGUUCAUGCGCCCAUACCUCCUUGACUUCUUAGUCGAAGCUCAUGCUGCUUUCCAGUUGUUGCCCGAGACCCUUUUCCUCGCUGUCAACCUUCUCGACCGCUACUGCUCUCGCCGUGUUGUCUACAAGCGUCAUUACCAGCUCGUUGGCUGCGCAGCCCUGCUCAUUGCCGCCAAGUACGGUGACAAGAAGGACCGUGUCCCGACCGUUCGGGAGCUGAAGUCCAUGUGCUGCUCGCUGUACGACGAUGAAAUGUUCACCCAGAUGGAGUGGCACGUUCUGCAAACUCUUAACUGGGUCAUUGGUCACACCACGGUAGAUGCCUUCCUCCAGAUCGCCCUGUCGGAGGCCCCCUACGAUGCUGAGGUUGAGCACAUGACUCUUUACAUCGCUGAGAUCGCUCUCUUCCACAAGGAGUUCGUCUCUACUCGUCCAUCUGUCCUUGCCCGAUCCGCCCUCGCCCUUGCGAGAUGUGUCCUGUCCCGACCUCAAGCACGCAACACAGAUUGGUCUGGUGCUUACGACCCCCAAACAGUCAUUGGUCUGUCCAACCAUCUCUACCAGCCAUCUCCGGUACUUUCCCGCAAGUAUGCCUCCAUGCAUCUGUCAACCGUAUCCGCCACCGUCGAGGAGUUCCUCCAGAGGCAAGCGCAGAUUGCGCGACGACAAGCCGCCCCGCCCACACCGCCACCGACCGUCACCGUCGAGGAGCCUAAGCCUGCCGUCACUGUGAACGCUUACGGACCCCAGACGCCCAACAAGAACCCAUACGGCUCUGUCAUGCACAAUGGAUGUCCCACACCGCCCAUCACACCGGAGGGCGAGCACUUUACCUACGGCCACGUCGUUAAGUCUCAGCCCACUUCGAUGUACCCCACGACUCCCACUCCGGAUCAUCCGGCGAACGCGCAACAUCAAGGUCAAUACUUCCACCAACAAUACCUCCAUCCCCAGCACGUCCAGUAA